Messenger RNA from Ilex paraguariensis (yerba mate), 318 nucleotides. The record is from the annotation of a GenBank genome assembly. NCBI's taxonomy places the organism in Eukaryota, Viridiplantae, Streptophyta, Magnoliopsida, Aquifoliales, Aquifoliaceae.
AUGCAAGCUGGUCCAUACAAGAAGGUGAGAUUGCUUCAAGUCGAGCUACUCAAAGCAUUGCAAAGCUACCGUGUCCUAUGGACGGGCCUUGGGGCACAGCUCUCUCGUGAUGUGCCUUUCUCUGCUAUUUGUUGGUCGACCCUUGAACGGAUGAGAAGACGACUUCUUGGUCUGGUGGGUGAGGAAGCCAAUGCAGCCAGUGUGCUUGGUGCAAAUUUCUCUGCUGGUUUUGUUGCAGGGAGCCUUGCUGCUGCUGCUACAUGUCCACUUGAUGUUGCGAAAACCAGAAGGCAAAUUGAGGUUUAUUCUCAGGGCUAG